GCGGCCGGAAGACUACAAAAUGGCGGAGGAAGGAGAGGAGGGGGACCUGGGCUCAGAGCUGGAAAUCCUUCGCUCCAUCUACCUGGAUGAGCUGAAGAUUUCACACGAUUCGAACAGGCAACACCCUUGGGAACUCAGUAUCACCUUGCACCCGGCUACAGCGGACGUCACCGAGUCCCAGUACGUCUGCCUCACCCUUGGCCUCUCCUUAACUGCCCAGUAUCCUGACAUAGUGCCAUCGAUCUCAAUCUGGAAUCCUCGAGGCUUGUCAGAUGACCGGAUCCUCAGUAUCCGACGAGAAUUGGAGGAGGAGGCAGAGGCGGGAAGAGGAGGGCAGGUGCUCUACCAGUUGAUCGAGAAGGGGAAGGAGAUCCUCACUAACAACAAUGUGCCCUUUGGUCAUUGUGUCAUCUGCCUGAACUGUUUUCAGGAGAGCGACGACUUCACCCGGACCAGCUGCUACCACCACUUCCAUUCAUACUGCCUGGCCUCUUACAUUCAGAACGUGCAGGCGGAGCUCAGGGUGCAGGGGUCUCCUCCACCCUCCUCUAAACCCCCCAACACACAGACGGUGGGUGUUCUCUGCCCCGUUUGCCGGGAACCUCUGACCUACAACCUGGGCCUGCUGUCAUCGGCUGCCGAUCCUAGUCACCCGCUGGAACCCUACCAGCCAGAUGAGACGUGGGUGAAGAGGUGGCAGGAGCUUCAGAGGAUUUACCGCCGGCAGAAGGAGCGUGGGGGGAUCAUAGACCCCCAGGCUGACCGUGAUCGCUUCCUCGUUAGCUUGACCAGACCUUUGGACGUCAUGGCCCGUGAGGUGGAGCGGAAGGAGACCACAGCGACGCCCUCGCCUGCUGGCCCUCCUCCUCAGCAGAUGGACCCUCGGGCUCCACACCCCCAGAGCUCCCGCCCCUUCUGCCGCCCACGCCCCGCCAGGAGGGGCCAUCAUGGGACACGGGCUCCUUCUGAGACCCAAGGUGUCAGGCAGGAGAAUGAGGAGAAGGUGGAGACAUCAGCUGAGGCCUCACACACAUCGCGGCUCACCAAGCCCCAGCUGGAGACUGAGAUUGAGAAGAGUCCGCCCCAGGCUCGAGGCCCUUGGCCCAGGAUGGAGGGGGGUGCCCAUCCCAGGGCUGGCAGGGGCCGGAUUGGCUGGGGGCGGGGAAGGGGAAGGGGGCGGGGGCGUGGCUGGCCUGGCAAGGGGUGCCCCCUGCCACAGGAUCCUGCUGACCCGCAGCCUGGGGAGGCUCCCAGGGAGGGUCACUGAAGGGUGCAGUCGGUACUGAUCCCAUCGGGUCCUAUGGAUGAUCAGUGCUAGGUCCAGGAUAGUCCAUGUUGAUCUGUUGGGUUCCAGGUAGGGUAGGUGAUUGGUCUGGUCCAUGCUGAUCUGGGUCAGGUCCUGGGGAGGUUCAGUGAUGGGUCCGGUGUAUUCUUACCUGGUGUGGGUCCUGAAGGGGGGUUGGUGAUCGGCCCACGCUGAUCUGACCGGGUUUAGGGGAAGGUCAGUGAUGGGUCCGGUCUAUGCCGAUCUGGUCUGGGUCCCAGGACAGGUUGGUGACGAGUCCAUUGUGAUUCAUUUUGGGAUCUGGGGGUGAAUACCUUGUGUGGUCCACCCGGAUAAUAAGUUAAAGUUCAAGUUUAUUGUCAUCUGACUGUACAUAUGCACAACCAAACAAAACAGUGUUCCUCCAUACCACAGUGUACAUACAGCACAUUAAACAAAAUGUUCCCACAAAUAAGUUAAUAAAAUAUAUUUCAAAAUGCAUGUUAUGUGUGCAGCACAG
Mobula hypostoma (lesser devil ray) is the source of this 1784-nucleotide messenger RNA. RefSeq names its product ring finger protein 25 (gene rnf25). The transcript is spliced from 10 exons. Gene Ontology annotation, molecular function: ubiquitin protein ligase activity; protein binding. NCBI's taxonomy places the organism in Eukaryota, Metazoa, Chordata, Chondrichthyes, Myliobatiformes, Myliobatidae. The coding region runs from base 20 to 1267 and encodes 415 amino acids. The record is from RefSeq and is a predicted model, not a curated record. Gene Ontology annotation, cellular component: nucleus. Gene Ontology annotation, biological process: protein ubiquitination.